Molecule: messenger RNA, 1002 nt
Organism: Ogataea parapolymorpha DL-1
Lineage: Eukaryota; Fungi; Ascomycota; Pichiomycetes; Pichiales; Pichiaceae
Exons: 1
Coding region: 1-1002 (333 amino acids)
Source: RefSeq, a predicted model, not a curated record
AUGACUCACAGCGGAGAGGACCCUUUGGCGAACGACAAGCAGCAAGUGCCGGCAAGCACGCGGGUACCCUUGCAUCCGAUAGCUAUUAAGCCAAAGCCGACGGCCAAGGCAGGCGCGUCGGGAACCGGUGGGACGCCGAAAGCUGUGCAGAUGGCGAAGGGCACGUCGAUGGUGGCCAACAAGGGCUCGGAGGAGAUUGUGCUGACCACCUCGAAAAACUGGAUUCUUCCCCCCCGGCCGAAAAUCAAGAAGGGGAAAGCACAAAAGGCGGCAGCGGAGACAAAACACAUAAAAAAGAACGACAAACCAGAAAAGCCCAAGGUGAAUUCACAAAUACACUCAAACAUCAACCUUUACACGAACAACCAGUUGGAUUUGAAAGUGCAGCUCCAGAACGUGACCAAGGAGAACGACAAUUUGAAGAAGAUACUGGUGAAGCUAAAUAAGGAGAUCGACAACCUGAGACUGGUGAAGAACGACGGGGCGACGACGGAGGCGCUGAUGAGCCGAACGCCCUCGAUGCCGGAACUGGAUGAGGCCACGACGAUCGACCCCAUCAAUCUCAGCUACAAUCUGGAGAGCAAACGGGUGAAAAAGAGCGCUGAUUCAAAAAGGAAGAGUCCCGGCGUGGUGGGAGUGGGCAUCGGCCCACUUUCGGAGGUCGCUGUGUCGUCGAAAGAUAUUCUACUGAGCACUGCCAGGAGCAAGAAAAAGCCCGACAGCAAGGCCGACGAGGUGAGCCAGAAGGCGCAACUGUUGCUGGCGGAGCAGAUGCGCCAGAAACAGCUGCUGCUGGAGAAACAGCGCCAGGAACAGGCGCAGAAACAGCUGCAUCCGUGCGGUGUUUGUCCGGUCUCGGGCAGCUGUGUUUGCGGCGAUCUGAGCGACCUGACGAGCGAGUGGAUGGGUCGCGCGUUCGACGACGUCGAUCUUCUGGCUCUAGAGCCACCUGCCGCGGCAGACGAGUUCAAGUUUGGCAACGAUUUCAUGAUGUACGAAUAA